AUGAAUAAAUUAAUAUUGGAUGCCAAUGCAUUUAUUAAAGAAAUCAAUUUUCAACACCUUUCAGAACAUUACACAUUCGUAACUCAUGAGGCUAUUCUUACUGAAGUCAGAGAUGAAAGAGCCAGAUAAAAAUUAUAAAAUUUCACUUACCCUCUCACCUUCUUAACACCAUCAGAGAAAAUGAUUAAAAUUGUUAAACAAUUUGCUACAUAAACAUCAGACAUAGCAUCAUUGUCACCUAUUGAUAUUGAACUUAUUGCUUUAGCUUGUACAAUAAUAGAAGAAAAUGGUUAGAAAGACAAAUUAAAAUUGGAACCUUUAAAACCAUUAGAAUUUAAUAAAAUUAAGAAUGUAUAUGGAUCUAAAAAUCAAUAAUAAUAAAUAGAAGAAGAAGAAGAAGAAGUAUAAUAAUAAGAAGAGAAUGAAUAAGUUUAAAAUAAAUAAUAAGAUGAAUAAACUUAAUAAAAAUCAGAAGAACCAGAGAAAUAAGAAAUAUCAUAAAAGAAUGAUGAUAAUAAUGAUGAUGAUGAUGAUUCUGAUGGAUGGGAAGAAGUUGUUCCAAAGAAAAAACAUUACAAUAAUUAUACUAAAUAAUCAAAUACAUAAUUGUAAACUAAAUAAGUUGAAGAUUAACAAGAGGAAUCAUCAGAAGAUGAUAAUGAUGAAGAAUGGAUUAAUAAUACAAAUAUUAAUGAAAAAUUAAAUGAAAUUUAAAUUAAUCCAUAAUAAGCUAAUCAAAUUGGUGUUGCUCUUUUGACUACUGACUUUGCUAUGCAAGUAUUAUUCAUUUUUUAAUUUAUAAGAAUGUACUAUUGUAAAUGGGUGUUCCUGUUUUAUCAACUGAAGGAUAUAUGAUUAAAAGUGCAAGAAGAUUCAUUUUAGAAUGUCAUAUAUGUAAAACAUUAGUCAGAGAUUCAACUAGACUUUUUUGUACUAAUUGUGGAAAUAAUUCAUUACUAAAAGUUUCAUGUUCUUUAGAAUCUGAUGGAACAAUAAUUUUAUAUAGAAAGAAGAAUUUCAAAGUUAAUCUUAGGGGAACUCAAGUAAAUUAAUAUAUUAAUAUUAAAUAGUAUUCAAUACCUUAGAAUUUAACUAAAAAGGAUGCUCCAUUUAUUUUCUGUUAAGAUCAAUUAAUGAAAAGUGGAAUUUAAUAAUAAUUAGCUAGAUAAGUAUUUUAUGUUGUUUAUAUUAAUUAGAGAAAAUAAGAAGAAUACAGAUACAAAAAGGUUAUGAAAACAUAUGAAAAUGGAAUUGGUUUUGAAGAUAUUGAUUAUAAACAUCCAAAAUAAAAAAUCACUGUUGGUUAUGGUAGAUUAAAUCCAAAUGAUGUAAAUGAUAUGAGAAAAAUAAAAAGAAAUAAAAAACAUUGAUGUAUA
This is a messenger RNA of Paramecium primaurelia, 1376 nucleotides long. NCBI's taxonomy places the organism in Eukaryota, Ciliophora, Oligohymenophorea, Peniculida, Parameciidae. The record is from the annotation of a GenBank genome assembly.